This is a messenger RNA of Telopea speciosissima, 2060 nucleotides long. RefSeq names its product G-box-binding factor 3-like. Gene Ontology annotation, biological process: regulation of DNA-templated transcription. Gene Ontology annotation, molecular function: sequence-specific DNA binding; DNA-binding transcription factor activity. Bases 176 to 1573 code for a protein of 465 amino acids. The record is from RefSeq and is a predicted model, not a curated record. The transcript is spliced from 13 exons. Lineage: Eukaryota; Viridiplantae; Streptophyta; Magnoliopsida; Proteales; Proteaceae. Gene Ontology annotation, cellular component: nucleus.
GUUCUUUAUCACCCUUAUAUUUGUGGGUGUUUGUGUGCAUGAAUCUUUAUAUGUUAACUCAGCACAUCAGCAGACUGAAUAUUCAAUACCAGGAACAGAGUAGCUUGCUAAGAUAACGGGAUUUUCCACCUCUCAAGCAAUCAGUGUAUAUUUUUUCGUGCCUUGAAAUUCAACCAUGGGAAACAACGAAGCCGACACACCUUCAAAGUCUGAAAAAGCAUCUUCACCUGCACAGGAGCAGACUAAUGUUCAUCCUUGUCCUGAAUGGGCAAAUAUCCAGGCAUAUUAUGGGCCUGGAGUAACACUACCACCACCAUAUUUUAACUCUGCAGUUACAACUGGUCAUGCUCCUCCCCCAUACAUGUGGGGUCCUCCUCAGCCUCUAAUGCCGCCUUAUGGGGUGCCCUAUGCAAUCUACUCGCAUGGAGGUGUCUAUGCGCAUCCUGCAGUUCCAUAUGGAUCACAUGGGCAUGGGAUUCCACCAUCACCUGUUGUAAGUGAAGUCAUGGUUGCAACUCCUUUCGGUGUAGAACCACCUGCUAAGUCUUCAACCAGUAAAGAGCGAGGCUUGAUGAAGAAAUUGAAAGGAUUUGAUGGGUUGGCAGUCUCAAUAGGGAAUGACAAUGCCGAGAAUGCCCUUGGUGGUGCAAUCCACAGAAUGUCACAAAGGUUUGUCACUCAGCUGCUCUUUAUUUCUAGGAAUUGGAAUAUUCUUGGUCUCUUGGUCUCUUGGGAAUGCAAUAACUUAUGUAUCCUCUGCCCUGUGCCUUACACUUGUGGGGAAAGUGGUACAGAAGGUUCCAGUGAUGGAAGUGAUGGGAAUACAGGAGGGGACAAAUCACAUAGGAAAAGAAAUUGUGAGAGCACACCAUCCACAGGCAAGGAUGGGAAAUUUGACCCUGCUCCAGUUGGAGAGGCAAAUGUUACUCCUGGUAGUACUAUGGGAGCUGCCAUGGCUCCUGUUAGUGUUCAAGGAAUAUCUGUUGGAACUGAUCCUUUGGCUUCAAUGAUUUCAGGGUUGGAGCUUACUGCCUCCCCCAAUGGGAAUGUGAAACCCAACUCUGGUACUGUUCCUCCUUCACCAGGUGUGGUGGUGCCUGCUCGUGAUGGUUUACCAUCCGAACUGUGGAUUCAGGAUGAACGGGAGCUGAAACGGGAAAGGAGGAAACAGUCUAAUAGAGAAUCUGCUAGGAGGUCAAGGCUGAGAAAGCAGGCUGAGACUGAAGAGCUAGCCGUGACAGUUGAGACCCUAAGUGCAGAGAAUAUUGCCCUCAGGUCAGAAUUAAACCAACUAACAGAGAAUUCACAGAAGCUGAGGCUUGAGAAUGCUGCGUUAAUGGAGAAAUUAAAAGAUGCCCAUCUGGAAGUGGCAGAAGAUAUGGCUCCCAACAAUAUGGAAUCUGAAACGGCCCCACCUGAUAGUACUGUGAACUUGUUAUCCAGGGUAAACAAUUUGGGCUCUGUUAGAAGUGAACAGAGAGACAGUGAGCCCCAUGAAAACUCCAAUUCCAGCACCAAGUUUCAUCAACUCCUAGAAUCAAGUCCCAGAGCUGAUGCCAUAGCUGCUGGCUGAGCUUAUUUUGUUUCGAAUGAUCAAAGAAACCAACUAGCCAUGUUUCUGCUAUCCUUUUUAUGAUUAAAUUCCACCCAGUUCUGUAAUUUUGAUGAGAAUUCAAACUUUUAUAAUCACUCCUAACAGUAGCUGAAGUAGUUUUGGACAGAGACAGCGGCUAACAGGCAAUGAAUUAAUGAAUUGCGUAGCGGUGAGUGCACACAUGAUUCCGAAGGUAGUAGUGGAGUAUGAAGCCCUCCAUGGCUAAGAAACUUGAAAAUUGAGUCUUGGCAAAAGGAAUUACUAAUUUGUGGUCUAUUAGAUUCCUGAUGAUGCUGGGGAUGUCCCCAUUGGUACUGUACAUUGAAGAGGUUUUAGAUUGAUUUAAGAAGUGUGUCCCAGUCGUGUUAUGCAUAUGUACUGUAUAUCUUCCUCUAUUUGCUUGGAAAAUGUAAUGCGGCAGAACAAGACUGUUGGACAUAUAAGAAAUUUAUAGAUGGUUUACUUU